UGCAGUAUUAAUGCACAAGCCGGAAGCCCGAGCUUUCGCCGAGACGUUGUCGGACGAAGAUGUCGAGUACCUCAAGCAAGUGGCCAGGAAGACUUGCGCACGUGUUGCCAGCGCUUCGCGAAUGGACGCGUCCAGCUCCGUGACGUGGGAGCCCAUCGGACACAAGGACGGAGUGGAUAUUUACAUCGGCGAAGCCAACGAAGCAAGCGAGUCGCGCAAAGUCAAAACAACCAGCAGCAUGCGAAAGUACCUUUGUGGCGUCACAUACGUGCCUGCUUCAAUCGACGACGUCGUGGACAUCUUCCACAGCAAGCCUUCCCUCCAGAAAAUGAAGAACGACGGCUCAAAGACGUCAUUCAAUGCAUUCGAACGAGAGAUUCUCAACACGAAAACACUGUACAAGAUCCGCAAACGAACGUCGAGCGCGCCGAGGCACUGCAUUUCACUGAAGUGGAUGCGAUUGGGGUCGACGAUCAAGGAAAUGGACGACCGCGACUUCGUAUUCUUAGAGUGCCAAGACACGAUUUUCGACGAAAAGGUCAAGCGUCGCGGAUGGGUUUGCUCCAUGCACUCUGUUCAACUUCCUGGAUGCCCUCCACUUGACGGAUACGUUCGCGGUAGUUUGUAUCGCAGCGGGUAUGUCUUCCGAGAGACGGAAGCGCCGAAUGUUCUGCAAGUCGUGUGCAUCAUGGACAUGGACUUCAAAGGCGAGAUGAACGCCAACUUGACGAACUUGAUGCUCAAGUCCCGCGUGAUGAUUGCCGGUUCGAUCCGCGAACACUUCCAGGCGAGACAAGAUGAAUUGAACGAGUCGCAUGAAGAGCAAGAUGCUGUACCGUGCCCACUGUGCCGUGACUACCUAGCGUCGACACCUUGCAUUACAUGCAAUCACGUGGUAUGCAUGAACUGCUGCCAGCUUGUUGAUGCAGAAAACUCGGUGUGCACUGUGUGCAUCAUGAACGGGAAAGUCGACCAGAUCAUGACGAACCAAGCGAAUGACUGUGAUUCGUUCAGUGACAAGUCCAUUGGUGGCAUCAAUGACGCGAGCAUCUUGCUUCCGCCGUCCUCAUCCAACACCAAGCAGUUUUCGAGCACGACGAAACCCGCCAUUGUCCUUGCUACCUUGCCAGACUUGGACGAAGACGAAGAUGUAGAGUCGUCGACAUCCACCGACCAACAACGACUUUCAUCUGAAGACAACAAUCAAGGGGUCGAAGGCUACACCUUGAAGUUGCAACCCCCAGGAUUUUUUGCGCAACUCCUCGUUGCACCGCAUUCGUCUGCAAGACGACGGCGAGAGGACAUCGACACAGUCAAGUACGUUGAGCCAGAUGGAAAGGACCCGUUGUAUGCACUCGCAGUGCAGCGGCUGCAGGUCGCCGCAUCCCCCGAGCAAGAAUCAACCCGCUUGGCCAUCGUCAACCUCUGUUACAAGCACGUACUCGAGUGCUGAGCGCUGCUGUCUCCAGGGUCGAUGCUGGUAAUUUAUCGCACCCAACACGACGGUUCAUUGCCGCGGGUGUAUUAUUUUCCAAACGGUUUCCCCAUGUUGCUGAAAAAUUUGUGGAAAAGUGCCAAAACCACGAAUUUCUUUGCUAAUCAUUGAACCAUUUGACUGGGUUUUUGUAUAAAUC
Aphanomyces invadans is the source of this 1634-nucleotide messenger RNA. RefSeq lists its product as hypothetical. The record is from RefSeq and is a predicted model, not a curated record. The transcript is spliced from 6 exons. Gene Ontology annotation, molecular function: lipid binding. NCBI's taxonomy places the organism in Eukaryota, Oomycota, Saprolegniomycetes, Saprolegniales, Verrucalvaceae. Bases 11 to 1453 code for a protein of 480 amino acids.